Ricinus communis (castor bean) is the source of this 2380-nucleotide messenger RNA. Its product is annotated as L-type lectin-domain containing receptor kinase IV.1. Gene Ontology annotation, cellular component: plasma membrane. Lineage: Eukaryota; Viridiplantae; Streptophyta; Magnoliopsida; Malpighiales; Euphorbiaceae. The coding region runs from base 172 to 2181 and encodes 669 amino acids. Gene Ontology annotation, biological process: protein phosphorylation. Gene Ontology annotation, molecular function: protein kinase activity; ATP binding; carbohydrate binding. The transcript has a single exon. The record is from RefSeq and is a predicted model, not a curated record.
CUUGGGAAUAGUCAACAAAAAUGUACUUUAUUUGGCAGGAAUGCCAUGGUCAGGGUUAUAUGGAUGGCCAGGAUAGUAUGAGGCUGCAUGCGCUGGUCAAUCCUCAUCCUUAGCCUUCUUCUAAGCAAAAUAAUUUCGCAUACAGAAAAUUGGUGUAAGCAGGAAUAAGCAAUGUCAUUCAAGCUUGUGAUUCUGAUAUCUUUUUUAGUAAGCUUAGCUGAUUCCCAAGAUCUCAGCUUCACCUACAAUGGCUUCCGGUCUGCUAAUCUAAGCCUUGAUGGUAUAGCUGCUAUCACCUCCAAUGGCCUUUUGAGACUUACAAAUCACACCAAGCAACAAAAGGGACACGCCUUUUAUCCAAACCCAAUAACAUUCGAGAGACCAUUAAAUGGCUCUGCUGUCACCUUCUCUACUACCUUUGUCUUUGCUAUUGUGUCCGAAAUUCCAGAUCUUAGUGGUCAUGGGAUAGCCUUUGUGAUUUCACCAAAAAGAGGCCUACCAGAAUCUCUUCCGAGCCAGUAUCUUGGUCUUUUUAAUGAGAACAACAACGGUAACGACACCAACCAUGUUGUUGCCGUGGAGCUUGACACGAUCUACAGCAGCGAAUUCGGCGAUAUCAACGAUAACCAUGUCGCGAUUGAUAUUAAUGGAUUAAGGUCUGUUCAGUCUGCUGCAGCAGGAUACCAUGCUAAUCCUGGAAACAGGACGACAAAUUUGAGCCUUAUUAGUGGCAAACCGAUGCAGCUUUGGGUGGAAUAUGAUGGUGCAAAGAAGCAGCUUAACGUCACUUUAGCUCCAAUCAAGAUUGGUAAACCCAGUGUUCCACUUUUGUCUUUAACCCGUGAUUUGUCACCAAUCUUGCAAAAUACUAUGUAUGUUGGCUUCUCAUCAUCAACUGGCUCUGUCCUAACAUCUCAUUAUGUAUUGGGCUGGAGCUAUAAGAUGAAUGGCCAGGCUCAACCACUCGAUCUUUCUGCACUUCCUAAGCUUCCACGAAUUGGACCUAAGAAGAGGUCCAAAUUUGUAACCAUAGGGGUGCCUGCGAUUUCUAUAAGUUCAAUUUUAAUAGCAAUCUCAGGUUCAGUUUACUUCAUAAGAAGAAAAAGGAAGUUCGCUGAAGAGCUUGAAGAUUGGGAACUUGACUAUUGGCCUCAUAGAUUCAAAUAUAAAGAUUUAUAUAUAGCCACAAAAGGUUUCAAGGACAAGGAGCUAUUGGGUAGUGGUGGAUUUGGCAGGGUUUAUAAAGGCGUAUUACCAAUUCCUAAGUUAGAGAUUGCAGUGAAAAGGGUGUCGCAUGAAACAAGGCAGGGGAUGAAGGUUUUUAUAGCUGAAAUUGUUAGUAUUGGUCGUCUUCGUCAUCGGAACUUGGUCACUCUCUUGGGCUAUUGCCGGCGAAAAGGAGAACUACUUCUGGUUUACGACUACAUGCCUAACGGAAGCUUAGACAAGUACUUGUAUGAUCAACCUGAGGUCACUCUAAAUUGGAGCCAAAGAUUUAAAGUGAUCAAAGGUGUAGCUUCCGGGCUGUUUUAUCUACAUGAAGAAUGGGAGCAAGUUGUGAUUCAUAGAGAUGUGAAGGCUAGCAAUGUCUUGCUAGACGGCGAGAUGAAUGCAAGAUUGGGAGAUUUUGGUCUUGCGAGAUUGUAUGACCAUGGAACAGAUCCUCAAACAACUCAUGUUGUUGGUACUUUUGGGUAUCUUGCACCUGAGCAUACUCGAACCGGAAAGGCCACAACAAAAACUGAUGUGUUUAGCUUCGGUGCAUUUUUACUUGAGGUUGCUAGUGGGAGAAGGCCAAUUGAGAGAAGCACAACACCAGAGGAUAUAAUAUCGGUUGAUUGGGUGUUCUCUUGUUGGAUUCGAGGUGAAAUUGUUGAGGCCAAAGAUCCAAAUUUGGGUACAGAUUUUAUAGCAGAAGAAGUGGAGUUAGUGUUAAAACUUGGAUUGUUGUGCUCUCAUGCGGAACCUGAAGCUAGGCCAAGCAUGCGACAAGUCAUGCAAAUCUUAGAGAGAGAUAUUCCUCUACCAGAAUUAUCAUCACUUGGCCUGUCAGCCAGCGGCCUUGUAUUUGCACGCCAUGAAGGUUUUGAUGAUUUUGCCAUGUCCUGUCCCUCUUCUAUGGACAAGGCAUUCUCUCAUACAUCUACUAUUGCAGAGUCCCUUCUUUCGGGAGGCCGCUGAUUUUUUGUCUUUUUUGUCUUCUUUCUCUUUUGUUUAAUUCCGUGUUCCAUCUUUCCUUGUGGACAUUAUGCAUUCAGCAAGUUCAUGGUGAUAGAGGUGGUCAGAUGGUUUCGUCUUUACUGUAUGCCAUGUACUACAUAGAAACAGCUACUGCUGUACUAUGCAAGAAAUAAAAUUGUCCAAACCAUCAACUUAUUAA